GUCAAUUACCAGAAGUCGGCUAGCUUGACAGUAUUAGCUGCCCUGAAUGUCUGAACAAUGUAGACCCAGGAAGCCUUCUUGGGAGCAAAGUGUUUGUAUCUAUCAUGUAACCUUUAUGGACAUUUAUUUACCAGUUCGCUUCGUGUCCACCGGAGGCCCGCGGGCUGGAAGAAAUGUGGACGCCGACGAGAGAGGAGGACAGUCAGUGUGGCCAGUGUCAACAUUACCGGGAAUGAAACGCUCGUGUUUUUAUUGAAUCCCAUUCUCACGUUCAGAACCCGGGCAUCACCGUUAAACUUUUUCUUUUUUUCUUUUCUUUUUCUUUUUUUUUUUCAAAAUGAGGAUCUUCACGUGUCUGCUGAAAAACGCCAACCCCAAAAUCGAGUAUUACUCCAGGUUUUCGCCUUCCCCGCUCUCCAUCAAGCAGUUUUUGGAUUUUGGCCGGGAGAAUGCGUGCGAGAAAACAUCCUACAUGUUCCUGCGUAAGGAGCUCCCUGUGCGGCUGGCCAACACCAUGAGGGAGGUCAACCUCCUCCCUGAUAACCUGCUGAGCCAGCCUUCCGUCAGACUGGUGCAGAAAUGGUACAUGCAGAGCUUCGUGGAGCUGCUGGAUUAUGAGAACAGAAAGCCAGAGGAUGCUCACACUCUGAAUGAUUUCCUGGAGCUCUUGAUCGAGAUCCGCAACCGUCACAACGACGUGGUUCCCACCAUGGCCCAGGGAGUCAUCGAGUACAAGGAGAAGUUUGGCUUCGACCCCUUUAUCAGCAGCAACAUCCAGUAUUUCCUCGAUCGCUUCUACACCAACCGCAUUUCUUUCCGCAUGCUCAUCAACCAGCACACUCUCCUGUUCGGCAACGACACCAACCCUGCCCAUCCGAAACACAUAGGCAGCAUUGAUCCCACCUGCAGCGUGGCCGAGGUCGUCAGUGAUGCCUAUGACACCGCCAAGAUGCUGUGCGAGAAGUACUACUUGGCUGCUCCUGAGCUGAAAAUUGAAGAGUUCAACAUGAAGGCCCCUAAAAAGCCCAUCCAGGCGGUGUACGUGCCCUCUCAUCUGUUCCACAUGCUGUUUGAGCUCUUUAAGAACUCGAUGAGAGCCACAGUGGAGCUUCACGAGAACAGUGCAGAGGAGUUGCCACCAGUAAAGGCAAAAGUCACCCUGGGUAAAGAGGAUCUCUCCAUAAAGAUCAGUGACAGAGGAGGAGGAGUUCCUCUGAGGAAGAUAGACCGUCUGUUUAACUACAUGUACUCCACUGCCCCGACACCAAGCCUGGAGCCAGGAGCUGUCCCGCUGGCCGGUUUUGGCUACGGUUUGCCGAUUUCUAGGCUCUAUGCCCGAUACUUCCAGGGGGAUCUGAAACUCUACUCCAUGGAGGGCGUGGGCACAGAUGCAGUAAUAUAUCUGAAGGCCCUGUCCAGUGAGUCCUUUGAGCGCCUGCCUGUCUUCAACAAGUCAGCAUGGCGUCAUUACAAGACCAGCCCCGAGGCAGACGACUGGAGCAACCCCAGCAAAGAGCCACGCGAUGCCAGCAAGUCCAAAUACAAAGCCAACAGAUAACUCUGCCUGACCAUGCUAGCCCGGCCCACUGCUGGAAGCACUCUGCCCUCGAGCUUGUACGAUGAAAUGUUGCCCUUGGGUUUAGGAUCAGACUUGCUUUUACAUUCCAGUGGUUAAAGCUUUUGGAAAAGACAUGACCUUGAAUUAUGUCUGUACCCAAUGGCAAUGACAUUCAUCAGCAUAGCUUUCAUUGUUGUGGCAUUAACAGUGGCUCUCCCAAGACGGAGUUUCAAAUGAACCUCUUCCAAAUUAUAGUCAUUUAGUGAAUUGAAUCUUUACCCACGUUGACUUAAUUUCCUCUUCCACAUCUGGCCAUGAUUUUAAGACAAAUUCACUGCAUCAUGUUAACUCUCCCUCUGUCUCAUGCAUUGCUCUGCCUGACUGGGCCACAGCUCUCCCUGCACUGAACUGCUGAGUGUCUUUCUCACAGUCACUGAAGGCUUGUCUUCUGUUUUCAGCCUCUAAAACACAAGCAGAGUCGGGGUGGGGGGGUUGAGUUUCAGUGCAAUUGGGAAGAAGAGGAGGUUUCAUUUCCUUCCUCUGGGAGACACUUUUGACUGAACGCACAAUUAGGCCAGUGUGUCACUGGCAUAGUAAAGACUUGUUUUGGACUCUGUUCUGGGAACAUGGAAGAGAGGCUAGCGCCUAGAUGAGACAAAAUGAUAACCCCUUUGUAAAAAAAUCAUAGGAAGAGUACACCUUGUUUUUAAAGAUCUAGAAGUCAGGAUUUUUAUUUUAUCUCAGAGAGCGAGAAAGCCUUACUUCUGGAGAUGUAUAGCAUAUUUUAUGUUUUAAGAAAUCUGCCUUGAAGGCUCUACUGGAACUCAAAGUUCAUUUACAAUGGGUUAGAAAUGAUCAUGUUUUUUCAGAGUAUUUUGUUUAUACUGACUGAUCGUCGACCUACUGGCAAUACUGACCCUCAUCCAACAUUUCUGCUUAUUAGCCAGCUCUGCACCCCAAUUUAACAACUAUUAAAGGACCAAAGGAGCGUCUGUAGGAUGCUUAUGAAAUGCCACCAUGCAAGCUCCACCUGUCAUGUAGCUUCAACCACACCAGCAUGAUGUGUUGUACGAACCCUCAAACGGAGAGGAAUGGACCUGCUGCGUCUGACGAGGACUCUGAAAGUGGGAAUACAUCAUCACCUCAUCCUGUAAACAUGCUCACAGCUUGGACCCCCUAACAAUGCUUCAGCCGGUCAGUCUUGUGUCUCCCUUGUGGCGUUACUAAUCCUUGCAGCUCUCUGAACGAGUUUGAACAAAGAGUGUGUAUUUUUAAAACGUGCUUUCAUUUUUAUCACGUGUGUAAAAGACAGGAUUAGAAAGUGCAGCUUAAAUAACUGACUGUUUUAAUUUAUCUCAUCCGAAACAAAGAUGCAAGUAAGAGCUACUUUUUCCAGGCUUUUGCACUGUUUUCUUCCACUUUUCAUCACAAUAGCUAAGUACUGAAAUAUUGCUUCAAACCAACCCCAUUUUUUGAAGGAACAUUUUUUUUAGUGCACUUUACAAAACCUAAAGGUAGAUUUUUACUUAAAAUAAUAUUUUUAUGCAAUAAUCUUAGACCCUCUUUCAAGAAUUUCUUGUAAUUAUGAAUUUAAUAAUAUAUAAUUAUUUAUGAUCAGGAUAUCACUUUCGUUCUCAAAACUGUCAUCAUAGCAGUGAAGCUUUAGGAGCUACAGGAAAAAGACCAAACCUUAAUAAAACAUGGCCCAAACCUAGGACCAGAUGAUGAAGGAAUACCGAAACUCUGAAGUGACAUCCUUUUCUCAUCUCCUUUAGCAUCACCGCUGAUGUGAAGAGAGUAAAUGAAGAGCUCAGAAAGGAAAGCUCCCUCAUCUGUAAGAUUUCAUCACUGCCAAUGCCCUUGUCUCAGUAGACAAACCUGCUGUAAAGACAACAGUCGUCUUCAUUUACAGGCCUCACUUCACCACCGUUAAUGUCUCACACUUCAAAAGACAGUGACUGAAAAAAGUUCACACCUUCGUCGAAGUUUCAGCCCCUGUCGUGGGCUUUAGAGGCCAGAGGAUCUUUCAUCUUUUAGCACUAACCAACCUUCUCUGUUAAACACUGUUUCUGUACCGAUGGUAUUUAUAAAAUAUGAUGACAUAUUGUGUACAUAACUAUUAAUAAUGUGUUCCCUGCCAGUGUGGAAUGAUCGCUCUGUUUUCCAUCCUACUGUACCUCCAGGCUUUAACAAAAUGUAUCUGUGUGCAUGACCUCCUCACUAAGGAGGUGGUCACGCAGAGAUAUGCAAAUAAUGCAACAUGGACCGAAAACCAAAAAAAAAGGUGAUCAGCGAGCAGUCGGAGGAUCUGAUCCAGCAUGAGGUCAACUCCCACUGUCGAACCUGACAAUAAAUAAUAAUUGCUGUUGUGUGCGA
This is a messenger RNA of Acanthopagrus latus (yellowfin seabream), 3934 nucleotides long. It is a transcript of the gene pdk3a, whose product is annotated as pyruvate dehydrogenase kinase, isozyme 3a. Gene Ontology annotation, cellular component: mitochondrion. The transcript is spliced from 11 exons. Bases 338 to 1558 code for a protein of 406 amino acids. NCBI's taxonomy places the organism in Eukaryota, Metazoa, Chordata, Actinopteri, Spariformes, Sparidae. Gene Ontology annotation, molecular function: pyruvate dehydrogenase (acetyl-transferring) kinase activity. The record is from RefSeq and is a predicted model, not a curated record. Gene Ontology annotation, biological process: regulation of glucose metabolic process; protein phosphorylation.